AUGAAAAGCACCAGCGCAAUUCCGAAAAAGAGUGGCUCCUCGUCGGGAUUGGCAAAAGACACUCACCUCAUCAAACGAAGACCUGCAUGGGAAGCGAACUUGUUGGGAAGCAGGUCGGGAAAGAGGGGACUCCCCAGUAGUUCAGGAGCAAGAGGAAAUUCCAUGACUACAACAAUCACAACCAAUACCACCCUCAACAAUUCAAACAACAUCGUCACAACCUCCUCUACCACCUCCACCACACAAACCAUUGUCAAGCAUUCCUUUAUUGCGUCAAAACCACCAGACAAAACAUUCUCUCAGUACAAUCGGAGAAGAGAUCAAAAGAUCCCUACCAACAGCAAUGCCACUACAAACACUCAAAAAGAUAGCUCUGCCAUUAGUUCCUCUGUAAAUAAGCACACAAAUCCUGGAAGUACUGUGAACAACACAAAGGCAAAAUCACAACAUGCCACGCAACGAAAUACUAACGAUCUAAAGGCUGAGGUAUCAGCUCGAAACAACAAAUCAAAGCAACAACCUAAAACAGAGGACAAACAAGCAACUCCUUUGAUAUCAAAACAGGCAAUACCACGUCCUCAAGUUCCUGAUGCAAUCUUAGAAAAUUUUGAGCCAACCCCCUUCCAACCAGACUUUAGAAAAUUCAGACAAUACGAGCACAAAUAUGCAGAAAUAGAUCGACGUGCUCUUUCCAUAUCAAAAUCAGAGGAAGCAACCUUAGAAAAGUGCGCUCACUAUUUGACAGAUCAGUAUCAUACUAUUGAGGAGAAAGCAAGAGCCAUCUAUCGAUGGAUCACAAACAAUAUUCGAUACGAUGUGGAGGGAUUAUAUAGUGGUAAGAUGUCGUACACCUCAAAUUCGGCCUGGCAAUCACGAAAAGCAGUAUGCUCUGGAUAUAGUGACUUGUUUAAGGAGAUGUGUAAAGUGGCAGGUAUAACUGACUGCCAAAGUAUUGACGGUUACGCGAAGGGUGCCUCUUAUGAAAUUGGAAAACCCAUCUCAUCAACAAAUCAUGCUUGGACAGCAAUUAAAACUGAGGAUGGUCAGUGGCAUUUGAUAGAGGCAACUUGGGGCGCUGGCCAUGUAAAUGGACGAACAUUCACGGCAAGAUUUGUCGAUAGAUACUUUUUCAUGUCCCCGUAUGAAUUUAUCGCUGCACAUUAUCCAUCAGAUAGUAACUGGCAGCUUCUUCCUUCUCCCGUUUCCAAGUCAGUGUUUGAGGAUCGAGUUUGCAUAAUUGGCUUCGAUCAUGGUCUCACUUCAGUCUCUCAUCACAAAGGUUACAAUAUUCUGAAAAAAUCUAAUAUUGAGGAAGUAGUGAUGAAAGCUCUCCCUGGAACCAAAUGGUUAUUUAACUUAACAGAGGGGCAUGGUGGUUCUCCCCUCUUCAGUAAUGUAAAUCCUAUUUAUUCAGAGAAUGGUGACACCGCCCAUGUAAAAAUUUUCUUACCAAAGAAGAAUGUUGAAUAUCAUUUGGUGGUAUUUGUAGGACGUGAGGCGAACGGAGAGAAAGAUUGGGGAUGUACAUACGUGUUCAAAGUUGCAGAUUCAGCCUCCAUGGAUCUCUCAGGCUUUCCUCUCGUUUUCCCAAAGAUGGGUGAUCUAGGUUUUAAACUUGUUGAGCCUUCAUUUGGAAAACUUUCGAGAAACACCGAAUAUACCUUUAAGGUUGAAGCUCCCUCAGAGUCAUGCGCUAUGGGAAUGUAUUUAUCCAUUGAUUCUGAUAUGAGAGCCUUUUCAAAAAAGGAAGGGUCUUGUCUCUACACAUUGACAACCAAAAUGCCCAAUAAGGCUGGAAAAGCCACAGUUUUUGCAGGUGACGGUCAUUUAGAUGGAAUUCUUCAAUAUACCAUCGAAUAA
This is a messenger RNA of Naegleria fowleri, 1860 nucleotides long. RefSeq lists its product as uncharacterized. The record is from RefSeq and is a predicted model, not a curated record. The transcript has 2 exons. Bases 1 to 1860 code for a protein of 619 amino acids. Lineage: Eukaryota; Heterolobosea; Eutetramitea; Acrasida; Naegleriidae.